Messenger RNA from Pocillopora damicornis (cauliflower coral), 1000 nucleotides. RefSeq lists its product as uncharacterized. NCBI's taxonomy places the organism in Eukaryota, Metazoa, Cnidaria, Anthozoa, Scleractinia, Pocilloporidae. Gene Ontology annotation, molecular function: sequence-specific DNA binding; DNA-binding transcription factor activity. The record is from RefSeq and is a predicted model, not a curated record. Gene Ontology annotation, biological process: regulation of DNA-templated transcription.
GAGCUUUACGCACAAAAACGAUAUCUUGCUUGUUAUAGUCUCAAAUUUCUCAGAUAACUCAGUUUGCGUCAGAAGAAGUUUCAAGUGUAUUAUUAGACAAUCGUAAACAAUGAGGAAAGCUAUACAGUCCGAGAAAGUUUUUUCUCUUCUUCUUGAUACCAUCAGUUCAGGAAAGUACUGGCGCUGUAUCAGAUGGUCCGACCAAGGAACAAUUAUUUUGAUUACGAGUCCAAAGCUCUUUGAAAAAGAAGUGUUGCCAGGAGUAUUGAAAGAGUUGAGGUUGAAAGACUUCUUGAGUUUUGCAGACGUUCUUUACAGAAUUGGAUUUCAGAGAGUGUUCACUUCAAGGCCAUCGAAGGUUUACAAAUUCCACCAUCCACUUUUCCAGAAGAACAGCAACGGUAAUUGCGCCAGGGGAGAAAACGCGAAUAGUGUUGCGCACUAUGGUCUGCGACAAAAUCGGAAGCGAAAAAUGGUAGGCGAACUUCCACAUAAUUCUGACGGCAAAGAAAUUUCAACAAAGGAAAGUCAUUCAGAACUAUCGGAGCCAGAUCUUAAAAGACAGCGCAAAUCAGAGGAAAGUUGUCCUGGAGAAAGAGUGAAAGGUGUCGACAAAGAAAGCAAGAUUUUCAAGCAGGGUGUUAAGAAAAGUCUCGUUAAUCAGUGCACUGCAUUUACUGAGCAAAAGGGCAAGCAGCCAGUUACGAAUCAUAUGUACAGCCCUUCAGAAAUAAACGCUGCCCAUGGUCUCCUCAGUCUGGCGUCAACGACAGCUGUGCAAUUUGGAAACAACGUUUCCCAGAUGGGAAUUGAAGCCGCGAGAAGUUUAUAUGAUUUGUUCAGCUCUACUGUUUUCUUCAGGGAAAGAAAAAUCCGCGAAUUAGAUGCAGCUACAGCUCUGUUGGAACUCUCACAGAACACAGUGAAAAUCUUGCAGUGAAUUUGUAGCUGGACGUUAUAAUAUUAACAACUUAUAGCAUGGAAAUGCUUUUUUAUAUUU